Molecule: messenger RNA, 4220 nt
Organism: Drosophila eugracilis
Lineage: Eukaryota; Metazoa; Arthropoda; Insecta; Diptera; Drosophilidae
Product: probable multidrug resistance-associated protein lethal(2)03659
Exons: 6
Coding region: 1-3963 (1320 amino acids)
Biological process (GO): transmembrane transport
Cellular component (GO): membrane
Molecular function (GO): ABC-type transporter activity; ATP binding; ATP hydrolysis activity
Source: RefSeq, a predicted model, not a curated record
AUGAGUGCGGUCCAUGAGCAGCGCCAACCAAAUCCGGUAACAAAGGCCAACUUCCUUUCCAAAUGGUUCUUUAUCUGGACGCGCGAGAUUCUCUUCAAGGGAUUACGGCGGAGUCUGGAUCCGUCGGAUCUUUAUGCCCCCGAACCCAGUCUCGAGAGCACCAACGUGUCAGCCUUCCUGCUCGGUCACUGGGAGCAGGAGCUUAAGCGACCCAAACCCAACGUCCUGCGCAUGAUAUUUAAGGCCUACGGGUGGAGCUUUGUGCCAGCUAGCAUUGUUUACUCCAUCAUGGCCAUUGCAGUGCACACAACGCAGCCUUUGAUGCUGGGCGGCCUGGUCUCCUUUUUCUCGGAGAGCACUGGGAAGAUAACAAAACACUCUGCUUACUUGUAUGCCAUGGGUGUGGUGCUCUGCUCCCUGAUAUCGGGACUCUUCUUCCAUCCCUUCAUGAAGUACCUGUUCCGAGUGGGUUCUCGCGUGCGACUGGCUUGCGCGGGAUUGGUAUACCGGAAGUUCCUUCGAGUUUCGGUGGCAGCGGACAACAGUGGAGUGAGUGGCUACGCCAUAUCCCUGAUGGCCACCGAUCUGCCGACCUUUAACGAGUCCUUCUACUGCUUCCACGAGCUGUGGCGUGGUCCCUUAGAAGGAGUGGUCUUCGUCUAUAUCAUAUACCAAUUGAUUGGAUGGCCAGCGGUAGUGGGAUUGGGCACAAUCGUGGCUUUUAUCCCGCUUCAAGCAUGGGCCGCGCGGGCUAUUGCCCGGUACAAAAGGAGCUCUGCAGAUGUUGGAGAUGAAAGGGUGAAGCUAAUGAACGAGAUUAUCGCUGCCAUGCAGCUGAUCAAAAUGUACGCCUGGGAGAAGUCCUUCGCCAAACUGAUUGGCAAAGUGAGGAAGGAGGAGAUGGACUCUAUAAAGGGUUCCACUUACAUUUAUGCCGGACUGCAGUGCACUGGCAUGAUCUCCAAGCUGUCACUCUUCCUUUCGUUAGUAACCUAUGUAUUCACGGGUGACAUAGUCACCUCCCAGAAAGUAUUUAUAGUCUCCAGUUACUACGAUCACCUGAACGAUUCUCUUUUGCACUCCUGGCCAUUGGCCAUUAAUAUGUGGGUAGAGACGCUUGUGGUUGCGAAUCGAGUGAAGGAUUUCCUUUUCCAGCACGAGACUCCUGCUGAUGGAGGAGUGCACAAUUUUAAGGAAGCAGAGGAUAAUCCGGAACAUGGAAAUUUCAGUGGACGCACCCACAAGCCCAAAGCUGAAACCAAGAGCAUUACGGUCCAUAAACUGACUGCCAGUUGGGAUAAUGCAAACCAGGAGAAGCGCCAUCGCCACAUAGAGGAUGUGAGUUUCCAGGCCACUGAUCAGCAAUUCGUGGGAGUCGUGGGAACAGUGGGUGCUGGAAAGAGCACUCUCCUCCAAGUGAUACUUGGUGAAUUGGAUAUCAUUAGUGGCAGUGUGGAUCUGAAUGGAGUCCUAAGCUACGCUCCUCAGGAGCCGUGGCUACUUCGGGGUAGUUUGCGGGAGAAUAUCCUAUUUACGGAGCCCUACGACGAGCACCGCUAUCUGGAAGUCCUACGGGUUUGCCAUCUGGACAGAGAUGUGGAACAGCUGCCCUCAGGAGAUGAAACCAGAGUGGGUGAAGGAGGUGCAAGUCUGAGUGGCGGCCAAAAAGCUAGAGUUAGUUUAGCCAGGGCCGUCUAUCGAAAAGCGGAUAUCUAUCUCUUGGACGAUCCUCUAUCCGCCGUUGACUCUCAUGUGAGCAAAAUGCUUCUGGAUCGUUGCCUCAACGAAUUCCUGUCUAAUAAAAUACGUAUCCUGGUCACUCAUCGAGUUCAGCUGCUCAGACAUGUGGAUCAUUUGGUCCUACUCGAAGGUGGCCGCAUUUCUAUCCAGGGGCAUUAUGAUGCCCUUAAAAAGCUUAUAAGGUUCCGGAUGUCUGUGGCCAAUGAUGUCGAGGUGGCCAAACUAAGGGCAAUGCGUACUGACAGUGUUUAUGAAGAGCCGGAGCCAAGGAAAUCUCUGUCUCAGGAGGAGCAUCUCGAUCGAGAUCAGAUACAGCAACAGUUUAAGGAACAGCAAGAGAGAGGAUCCGUCAAACUGAAUACCUACAAGGAGUACUUCAGGGUGCUGGGACAUCCCUUGGUGGUGGUGCUUAUUCUUCUGAUGUUCGUUGUAGCCCGUGCAUCUGAAGCUACCAUGGACAUCUUUCUCUCCAAAUGGGCAACUUGGGAGGAGACAGAACCCAAUCAGCAUGAACCCAUUCCGGAGUAUCAUAGAACACGCCUGCGUAUGAUGAUCCUCUAUACGUUCCUCAUCCUGUGCACCCUCGUUUUCUAUGUUCUCCGCACCUUUGGAUUCUUUAUGAUGACCCUGAGGAUAUCGUUGCGGAUUCAUGAUCAACUAUUCCAAGGGGUCAUUCGUGCCUUUAUGCAUUUCUUUACGCUGGCCACCUCUGGGCGGAUUUUGAACCGAUUCUCCAGCGAUAUCCUGGCAAUAGAUAUUAACCUUCCGCAGGCCUUGAUGGACUCCAUUGAGUUUGCUGUAAAUGCUUUGGCUGUGCUCGCGGUGGUCAGCACAGCCAACAUUUGGCUCCUCAUUCCGGCCAUCGUGGUGGUGGCUCUUUUAUACGGCUGUCGGUGUCUUUACAUAGGAGCCAGUCGGAGUCUUAAGCGCAUAGAAACUAUCUCUCGCAGUCCCAUCUAUUCACACACGAAUGCCACUUUCAAGGGACUGACCACCAUCCGUGCUCUGAAUGGCACCAAAUACAUGAUGCGGGACUUCCAUUACUACCAGAAUGAGAAUACUUCGGCCUUGUACCUUCAUGUGAGCAUCAACCGCGCCUUUGCCUUUUGGACGGAUCUCAUCUGCGUGCUGUACAUUCUGGCGGUGACUUUUAGCUUCCUGCUAUUCGACAAGCACAGAGGUUACUACAGUGGGGAUGUGGGUCUGGCCAUAACUCAGUCCAUGAAACUGGUGCUAAUGUGCCAGGCGGGAAUGCGGCAAACUGUGGAGUUGGAGAACAUGAUGACCAGUGUGGAGCGGGUGAUGGAGUAUGUGAAUAUACCAUCGGAACCUGCGUACGAGACGGAGAAAUCGGUUAACCUGCCCAAGCAUUGGCCCAGUGGCGGACAGCUGGACUUCCGUGAUCUGCGCUUGCGCUACAGUGAUCACGGUCCGUACAUCCUGAAGGGUCUCAACUUCACGAUCCGCGGUGAGGAGAAGAUCGGCAUAGUGGGUCACACGGCGGCGGGUAAAUCUUCCAUUGUUCAGGCUCUCUUUCGUUUGGCUCACAUCGAUGGACACAUUUCCAUCGAUGGUUAUGAGACAUCCGAGUUGGGACUACAUGAUCUGAGACGGAGAAUCUCGAUCAUACCGCAGGAUCCGGUGCUUUUCUCUGGAUCUCUCCGCUUCAACCUCGAUCCAUUCGAGGAGAAGACGGACGAGGAACUGUGGCUGGCCCUGGAGGCCGUCAAACUCAAGGAGUUCGUAUCGAAUCUGAAAGAGGGCAUAUGCUGCAGGCUUCACGAUUGCGGGGCCAACUUCAGCAUGGGCCAGAGACAGCUGGUCUGCCUGGCCAGAGCCCUCCUUCGCCAGAACAAAAUACUCAUCAUGGACGAGGCCACAGCUAACGUGGAUCCAGAGACCGACAAUCUCAUCCAGGAGGCGAUUCACACCAAGUUCGCACACUGCACCGUGCUGACCAUCGCCCACCGUUUGCACACCGUAAUGGACAACGACCGGGUGAUGGUAGUGGACAUGGGUAGGGUGGUGGAACUGGGGCAUCCUCACGAGCUGCUGCACAACCGGCAUGGCUACCUGCAUCGAUUCGUGGAGAAGACGGGCGUAGGUACCGCCCAGCACCUGAGGCACCUGGCGGAGCAGAGCUACCGUAAACGGGUGCUGGGAAGGAAAUCGGAGGAUCAGGGAUCCGUGCUCGAACUGGGGUACAAGGGGACGACCCUGUGAAAGACUGCUGGGGGAAUUAAUUACACACGUACGCCUGGGCGAAGUGGCUUUUGUUCUGUUAGGUAUGGUAAUAUAGACUUUAUUAUAGUGAACUGAUCUUUAAAUAUAGUUAUAUAUGUAUAUACUUUAUAUGUACUUCAUAAUAUACUCGUACUUAGUUGUUUCAACUCGAUCGCCUUCGAUUUGCCUUCUUGAAUUUGAAAAAGCAAUUUAUCUUUUAGGUUAAGAUUACAUUACCAUCGUCUAUAUUUUGCUAC